Messenger RNA from Periconia digitata, 438 nucleotides. The record is from the annotation of a GenBank genome assembly. NCBI's taxonomy places the organism in Eukaryota, Fungi, Ascomycota, Dothideomycetes, Pleosporales, Periconiaceae.
UGCCAAAGUGUCGUUUACAGCCAAGCUAUAUUCACGUUCAUGAACAUGACUUUUCCUUGGCGUGCGCUUUCAACCUGCCCGAUAUGGAAUGUUGGCUGCUCAACCAUUGAUCGUAGUAGUACACGGUCAUCAGUGAAUGUGACUUUUUUCUUGGCGAUUCUCUGUCUCUCUCUGACUGUGCCACUCCUCUCCCCCUGGCAUCUUUUGUGCAAACAACGGGGUUUAGCUAUUGGAUUCAGUAUAGAUGAUAAAUUCACCUGCAAUUUUGACUGCGAUUGUCUGACAUUGGGUUGUAUAUCCUGUCACUCUUCACUGUCCUGUCAUGUUGGCAAACACUCGCUUUUCUACUGCGAACUCAAGAGCACCGACAACGAAGGAGUAGUGGAAGGACCACUAUCUACUUCUGACAGGCUGGAUAAUUAUGUAUGUACACAGUAA